This is a messenger RNA of Dentiscutata erythropus, 871 nucleotides long. The record is from the annotation of a GenBank genome assembly. NCBI's taxonomy places the organism in Eukaryota, Fungi, Glomeromycota, Glomeromycetes, Diversisporales, Gigasporaceae.
AAGAUCGCAAAUCCAAAAAACUAAAAAUGAAAGAAAAUAUUUAUAAAUUCAUUGAUUCUUUGAGUCAACAAGAAUUAAUAGAGGUUAGAAAUUAUAUAGACUCAAUUACUCCCAACCGGCAAAGCGUUACUGAAAAAAAGCUCGAUAAAUUAAUAGAUAAAAUUAAAAGCUUACCAGACCAACAAAUCUUGAGAAUUGAACAUUUACUUAGAUCUUUCCGUAUGAAAAUUGUAAGAGCCGAGGAAACGAAAAAAAAAAAAACUUCUAAAAUUCAAUCUAUUACUCAUAAGAAAAUUACACCAAGUCAGUUUAAUGUGGCAGCAAAAAAAAUAAUUAAACAAAAUAAAAAAGAAUACUCAGCUAAAUUUGUCAAGCUCGCCACAGAUAUAAGUAACGUCGGGACCGUCUCGCUUUCAGCAGCAACGGAAUGUACUAAUAAGAUGAUAACUUUCUUUACUGGUGAAACACUAGAUAAAAAGUUAUCAAUAGGAACUCUUUCUCGGUGGAAUAGGGAAAUUUCUACUAUAUCGCUUGAGCAAAAUCGGCCAAGAGCUUCGCAACUACCUUCCUAUUCAUAUGGUGUAAUGGCAGAUGAAAGUACAAGAGGAGAUAAGAAAGUUUUUUUGGUUUGUUUUUUGCAUUGGAGUGAACAAUAUAAUAAACCAAUGGCUACACUUGCAAAAAUGGUAGAUUUAAAUAGAUGUAAUGGAGCCAUUGUAGCCAAAACAGUAAAAGAAACAUUAAGGCUUGAUCGUGAAGAUUUAUUAGCAAUUCGCAAGGAGAAACGAAGUAACAUAGUUAACAAGGCAGAAAUAGAACUUGGAGAGACGGCUGCUAAAGUUAUUUUAGAUGAGUUAUUGAAAAAAAAAAA